UAAAAGGACACCUUGAAUUCACAGUCUUCCCUUUAUUUGCAGCCAUGAAUUACUUUAAGGAGAUCCUGCCUUUUACGACACAAAUUGUCUCCAACUCCUCCUCUAACGACCUAAGAAAACUUCUUAGUCAGCUUGUUGAAACCAAGAUUAUAUCCAUGGAAUAUUAUGUUAGUUUGCUAAGUGAAAAUGACACAGAUGAUCUUGCACGGAAAAUUGCUUUGAUUGCUGUAGAAAAACCUGAAAUUCGCCAUAAAUUCCCAUCACUUUUCUGUGGACCUGAGAGGGAAGACUAUCCACUAGAGGCACCUGCAGUUAGUAUGGAUUCAAGGCAGGAGAACCUACAGUUACCCAGAAAGACUGUCUCUAACUCAUUCUCUAAUACCAUAACUCAAUUUCCCAAUAAUUCUCUGGAAACACAGACCACGCCACUGGAAUAUUUUCUAAAUUCACUCAGUGAGAACAAUAUGGAUAAUCUUACAUUGGAUAUGUCCUUAAAAUUUGCAGAAAGAAAUGAAAUACUUCAUACAUGUUUACCACUUAUGGAUGAACUAGAAGAAGAAUAUAUUUUCACUGAUGCCACUUCAUUUAGGGAAAAUUCAAUGAUGGAUCUGAGCACUAUAGAUAGUAGUGUGCUGAAUUGGAGUUUGGAAUCGGAGUCAGAAUUGGACUUGGAGACACUGUCCACUUUGGAUUUAUCAGAUAUUGAAAAGUGUUUUUUAGAUGACCCUUUGGAUUUUGAACUUGAAGAUGAUAACUGCAGUAAUUGUAUUGAUAAUGAUGAAGAAUAUGACAAGAUUGCCAGAAUAUGCAAUUAUAUUUGUGGUGAAGAUCAUCAGAUGGAAAGUUUAUUGGAUGGAGAAUCAGGGAAUCCUGCAGAAGCCCCAAACAACGAAACAUUAUCAAAGAAAUUAAAAAGAAAAAGAAAAAUUGGGCCAGUGAUACCAAAGCGAAAGAGGAUAAACCGAGAAAAACCGACAGCCCCUCAGUGUAUGGAGGCAACAGAAGCUCAGGAUACCCCAGACAUUCUCCCAACAUCUAAAAGUCUCAGUGCACCCGUGCACAUAUCUUCACUACCUGUAAUCCAGGUCUUUGGUAAAUUGCCACCAGAAUUCACGCCCCAGCAUAUAAUCAGUUUGCCUCCUGGAGCAAAUAUUAUUUUCUACACAGCACCUUCUUCAGUGUCCCCGCCAUUCCAAGCACAACCUGCGCCUCCAGUUUCCACAGUUACCAUUUCAGAAAUUCCAACAGUUCCUAUGAGCAUCCCAUGUUCCCCCGACAAAAACUGCUCCUUUAGUCCAUUCACUCCUGCAGCAGCUGAUUUACCAAAUUCCCCAGAAGCAACUGCCAUGAGUCAGUACCCUCUGAAAGAAAAUGAAACUGUUACCCCACAGUCACUAGCACCUAUGGAGAAUUCAUUUGCAGAGAAAGAAAAGAAUAAAUAUGUGGACUUGUUUAAAGCUGCAUUGACAGAGAAGUACAAAAACUUAUGGGCCUUUGAAAGAGAUGUAUUGUACACUGACAUUGCACUUGUGAAAAGCAGGAUUGACCCCAAACCUGGGAAAGUUACAUGUAAAACAGCAGAGAAGGAACUUGUCAUUUAUGAUUUAGAUGAACGGGAAAAAGAAGCAGUGGAUCAUUUCAGUCUUUUUGCAGAUAAAGAAAGGAAAGAGAUGGAGACAAAUAUAAUUGCACUACUGGGACAAUCAGGAAUGGGGAAAACUGUUCUUGCUAAAAAAAUAUGCCAAGACUGGUCCAAUGGCGCUUAUUCACAGUUCAGUCUAGUGAUUUUUUUUGAGUGGAGCAUGCUUGCUUCUUGUAAAAAGCAAUACAGCUUGAAAGAUUUCCUUUUUGAAUUGUCUUGCUGCCCACAUGAAAGAAAUGUUGAAAUCUACCAGUAUAUACUGAGAAACCCAGAGAAAGUGCUGCUUAUCUUUGAUGGUGUUGAUGAGUUUCAAGACUCAGAGGGUCUGAUGCAGGCUUCUUACACCGCAUCACCUACAAAGACACAUAAAAUAAAGGAAUUAUUUACUGGCCUUUUCCAAAAGAAGCUGCUACGGGGGUGCACCAUGCUAAUAACUGCAAGACCAAAAGAUAAAUUUAAUCAGUACUUAACUAAGGUAGACCAGAUUGUGGAAAUGUCUGGAUUUUCUCAGCAGCAGGUGGAAUGGUAUGUCAAUGAAUAUUUUAAGGGGUUUCAAGAUUUUACUGACGUGCUAAAAUGGAUGAGAGAAUAUGAAUACUUAUUCAGAUAUUGUUAUAUCCCCUUUAUGUGUAGGAUAAUGUGUCUGUUUGCUGAAACUAAUUUUAGGGAUGAGAGAGUGGAAUCUCAUUUUUCUUUAGCAGAAUUUAUGUUGACUGUGCUUCAGAGAAACGAAGAGUUUACAGGCCAAGGUUCCUCAGGUUUGUCAUCUGAUGAGCAUUCCAAUAUGAAAGGUGAUCAAGCUGUACAAUGUGCCUCAACCCCUCAGCCUUCUUUAAUGGAAAAUGAGAUGGAUUUAUCUAAUGGAGUUCAUACUAAACACAAACUUCCAGUAAAAAAACACCAUAUAAACAACGGGAAUUCACUGGUUCAGCAUUUUCGAACAGCUCAAAGUCUUAUGGAACAUAUAACAGACAAGCAUUUUGUCAGAUAUGCUUCACUGGAGCUCAAAAAGAAACGAAAUCAUGAUAAUUGCACUGAUAUGGUACGGAGGUGCUUGGUUGGACUUUUAUUUCGUAAAGAUUUAAAUACUGAUCUGCUGAAAGUCAUUCUCAAAAAACAAAAGAAAAUGACUGAUUACUUCAAGGCAAUACAGCCUGAAACACUUUGUCCACAAAGACUACUUGAACUUUGUCACUGUGUCUGUGAGACAAAUGACAUUAGUCUAAGUCAACACACGGCUCAAAAACUUAGUAAUGAACUUUCAUUUGUGGGUACCAGACUUACGCCCCCAGAUGUUUAUGUGUUAAAAUGCAUUUUGAAGCAUUCACACACAAAAAUAUCCUUGGACCUAAGGAGAACAGGAAUUGAUCAACAAGGAUUAAAGGAAUUGGUAAAACUAAAAACCAUCAAGUCAUUCAGGGCAUCUCUCAGUGACACGGUCAGACUCUGGAAGACCUUACAAACUGAGAACAACCUCAGACUGUUAAAGCUGUGUGUUAUGAAAUUCAGAAUCGAUCCAUUCACAGCAGAAAGCAUAAAAGAUAUAACUGAUCUUACAGCCAUUGUCAGUAUUCAGAAUGAAAUUUGCAGUUGCCUUCAAGAAUUAACAGAUGGGAUCUCUGAAAUUCCAGCUAUCAAAACACUUAAAAAGAUCAUAUUUAGACUUGGAAAGAGUCAUGGACAAAAUGGGUUCAUGAGGCUUGUUGAUAUCCUUCCACAGCUUCCAUCUCUCCAACAUUUAGAUUUACAUUCUCUUAUUGAGAAUCACAUCGGUGAUAAAUCUGUUGCAAAGCUGGCCGAGAAAUUCCCAGAAAUGCUGUCUCUUGAGACACUGGACUUAUCACAAAACACCAUAACCGAUGUCGGUGCAGCAAAGCUGGCCAUGGCUCUUCCUUCCUUGGGCUCGCUACAUACACUUAGUUUAUUCAACAACUUUAUCCAGGAUGAUGGAGCCAAGAAAUUUGCUGAGAUACUUCCUGAAAUGUCUUCCCUGGAAAAGCUACAUCUAGCAUACAACAAGAUCAGUGAUGUUGGUGCCAGGAAUCUCACAGAGAGUCUUAGGAAAUGUCCCAAAAUGAAGAGUUUGAUGAUAUACAGUUCCGCAAUUCCUCAUAAUAUUUUGCAUCAUCUCCAACAGCAGGACCCAAGGAUCAGUUGCCAGUCGUUUGGCUGAAGGCAAAAAGCGAAAAAAGAACAGUUUGGAGAAAGCCAGUAUGAUAAUUACUGAUCUGUCAGCUGUCUGUGAAAAUGGUGAUUUCCCUGGUGACAAGAACAAUAUCACUAGAAUGACGCGCUAGAAACCAUAAAGGAAAAGCAAAGACAAAAAGAAGACUUUCCUUCUUACAACAGGAAAAUGAGUAGCACUGAAUAUACUAUAAUUGCACUUAGGAAAAUUGUUCUCUUUCUACUGUAAUUAAAAAAGAUGGAAAGUAUAAAUCACUGGGGAUGCCAAGUGUUUGGAACCCUACCGUGAUUGUUAUCACUUACCUGAAAUUGUAUGGGGUACUUUUCAGCAAGCACCAUACAGAGAUCUGUUUCCUACUUCUUUUUGCUUUGUACGAGCGCACAUGUGCAGUAAAGUGAAGAGUCAAACCUUACCAAAAAAGCCAGCAUUUUAAUUCUACUGUGCAUGCGUCAGUCAGGGGGUACUGAAAUAAAAAGAAGUAGAAGAAGAUCACUCCAUGGUGCUUGCUAAAAAGUACCUGGGAUAGGGCAGCUUUUUGCUAACGGGAACACAGCAAGUAUAAUCAACCCCCAGCAAUUCAGACUUUAUUUCUCUUUUAAAUAAGUUCAGUAUCCUGUGUCUUCCAAUGGUAUUCGUGUUAGCUUGAGAAAGGACCAGUAAGUCUGAAACGUUGCUGUGUCUGUGCCAUAUGUGAAAUAAAGGCGGUUUUAUGAAAAUGAAAUGGGAGUGCUGAAAUGUUGAUAUACUGAAGUCUAAAGGUAUGUGGAGGUGAACAUAUGAUGCUGCGUGCACCCUUCUGCUAAACUUCCCACAAGUGUGCUGGAAACCCAUUGUAUCUUCCAAUGGUAUGGAAACAAAUCCCUGACAACAAAGGCAUUCUGAAUUUUAUUGCACUUACUUUUAUUUUACCUUUUAACCAAAGCUGAUCUGAUUGCCUGUAUAUUCCUUCUGAUCAUUGCACAUGCACACUAGUGCACAAAUCAACUUGUGAAGCACAGAAAAUAUUGAAUGUGCAAUAGGAAAGUCCUGUUUCACUUCUAUGUUAAGAAUAUGCUGAUAAAGCAUAUGUAUGCAGAAUUAGGUUUUUAUUAAAUGUAUUUGAAUGCACUAUGAAUAUUUUAAAUGGUAGCUCUGGGUUUUUCCCUACUAUGCACUAUACGGUCUUCCAUCAGUUCCCUUUCAGUCUUAAAUUUCAAAGUUAGAUAUUAAUAUAAUACUGACAGAUCAUAACUUAUUGAUGGGAGCUAUUGGCCUUUCCUACUGAUUACUACUGUAAGCAUUAUUAACUUGUAUGUAUUUGUAAAUGUGUUGGUUUGUUAAUGUAUAAAUGUCUUCCAUUGCUAAACGCUCAGAAAAAUGUAAAUAUAUAUUUCUUCUUAUGCCCAGUACAGAAUCUUUUUUGUUUUGUAUAAUGCUAAAUGUGAUGAGGUUUGUUCUGUACAUGUACAUAAUGUAGUUUAUUUCAAUGAUAAUGCUAGGUAAAGUCUGGCUUUAAAGGCCUUAUUACUGUACUGUGUUCUCAGUUUCACUAUGAUUUCCUGUAAGAAAUAAAAAUGUGGUAUAAAACCUGGUUCUCUUUUA
This is a messenger RNA of Xenopus tropicalis (tropical clawed frog), 5408 nucleotides long. RefSeq names its product class II, major histocompatibility complex, transactivator (gene ciita). Bases 45 to 3815 code for a protein of 1256 amino acids. The transcript has 22 exons. The record is from RefSeq and is a predicted model, not a curated record. Gene Ontology annotation, biological process: regulation of DNA-templated transcription. Gene Ontology annotation, molecular function: ATP binding; nucleotide binding. NCBI's taxonomy places the organism in Eukaryota, Metazoa, Chordata, Amphibia, Anura, Pipidae.